Messenger RNA from Astyanax mexicanus (Mexican tetra), 4148 nucleotides. It is a transcript of the gene pou2af2b, whose product is annotated as POU class 2 homeobox associating factor 2. Bases 128 to 1015 code for a protein of 295 amino acids. Gene Ontology annotation, molecular function: POU domain binding; DNA binding. The transcript is spliced from 5 exons. NCBI's taxonomy places the organism in Eukaryota, Metazoa, Chordata, Actinopteri, Characiformes, Acestrorhamphidae. The record is from RefSeq and is a predicted model, not a curated record.
UCUGUGAUGUUUCCACAGCUUUUAAAUGGCUCAUUAUAUGAUAUGAAGGACAUGGUAUGACUGGUACCGGACUAGAGAGGCUAGAGACAUCCUGCAACCUAAUAUCUUCCUGUAACCUACACACAUUAUGAUGGAGACAGCAGAGUAUUCAAAGCGUGUGUACCAAGGCGUCAGAGUCAAGCACACAGUCAAAGACCUGCUGGCAGAGAAACGACAAAGACAAACCACUACACCAAGAUUCAAUGCAGCAGCCAGCUCCUCCCAGCCAGCCUUUGUACAAAUGCCAGGGCCUCACAUGCUUCCUGGAUACUACAGCAUGCGAAGGUCCUUUCUCCCAGAUUCCGAGCUCUGCCAUCCCAUGAAGCAGUACUCUACAGACUCCUACGCAUCUGCUUUGGGGGGCAAGAGCUUCCCUUAUGACCACUCCUCCAGCUACCCUUCUUUUAUUGACAGCUACUACCAGCCUGAAUCGUUUGGAGACUACAGAGGUGCAACCGCUUAUACAGCUGGUGGAGGCUCGCUGUUUCCACCCUCUUCACUGUCCACACUGCUGCCAUCUCUGUCUGGAGAGACACCUUCACAUCUGCUCCUGAGAGAUCCAUGGGACCAGUCUUCAGAAGACCAUGUCAGUCAGCCGGAGGUGCUGUGCCCUGAGGCCUCUGCCCCGGUGGCAGAUUCCCCAUCCCUGGGCGGCCAAGACUCGGGAAGCUCCUCUCCGUAUCGCCUGUCCUCAAGCCGCAGCAGCAUAUCCAUCCCCUCCAGCUCCCAGCCCUACACCCUGCAGACGCUGGAGGAUGUUCACUACCCGGCAGCGUCCUACAGCUCCGCCUCCAGCUACUCCUGCCCGCCUUACAUGACUGUUCCAGGGGAUCUGUCUGUGGUCAAGAUGCCACCUGUGUCUUCAGAGGAGGCUGGUAGCAGUGUGGUGUCCCUGAGUGACACUACAGGUCCAGGGUGGGCCAAGGAUGAUGGGUCUGGCUCGUGGAUGUCGUACGAGGCAAGGAGGGCUUUUUAAGAGGCUUCCUUGCACUUACUUAUGUGAACACUUAUGUGAACUGGUGAAGCAGGGAGAAUACUGAUACAUAACAGUCCAAACUGAUGGAAUUUUGGUUGAAGUUUGUAAUAAGCUUAUACUUUUUUUCAUUUAUUUAAUACAUUACGAUGCAAAGACAUUGAAUUGUGUACAGUGGUGAUUAAGAGGGUUAAGUGGGUGUUUCACAAAAUUCAACACUGUGUAACAUAUUCAUUUUUAAACGUAAUACCAUCUCUGUUACUGCUAUCCUACAUGCAUUAUGUUGCUUAAGGUAUUCUCUCAUCCAUCCAAAUGAUUGGAAUCAGGUUCCAAUCAAUUCCAUGGCCCUAUAGUCUAUGAAACCAUGCAGCUAGGCAUGCAGACUGCUGAAGAAUGAGCUCAGUGAACUCCUGGUGAACAGCGUGGUAGAGUAAUAGGAUGCAGCACCUGUUAAACAAGUCCAGUCGUAAAAUUUCCACAGCCAACUGUCAGUGAUAUUAUAACACAAUGGCAGAGACUGAAAACAACAGCGACUCUGUGCUCUGUCAGUGUAAAAUAACAGAGCAUGGUCAGCAGAUGCUGAGGAGCAUAGUGCACAGAGUUCACCAACUUUCUGCAGAUUCACUACACUGAUCACUACACACCUCCUAACUUAAUGUAGCUUUAGGUUAGAUCAAGAACAGUAAAGAGUAGAGAAACUCAUACAAUGGAGAGUUUCCAUGGUUGAGCAGCUCCUUCCAAGCCUCACAUCACUAAGCGCAAUGUAGGCAAGUGGAUACUGUUGGCAAUAUAGUGUACAGUAUGUAUCAGGAUUGUAUUUAAAUAUCAACACUGAACUUAAAAUAGCUUGAAUUCCCAUCACCACCACUGUAAAGCAAGACAACCACUUUUUUGGGCCUUUUUCAUAGAUUUUGCUGUAAAAUAUGUGGCACUCUAUUUAAAGUAACACUAUGUAGCAUUUGCCUUAUUUGUCUAUAAACUUGUUGUGAUGCUUAGAGUAGAUAUAUUAAAAUGAGCUUUUUAAACAUGUUGGUGAACCAGAUAAAUGGGUGUACUAGCAUUAAGACUGUUGAGAAAACAGAUAACUAUAAUGACCAAGCCGGACCCUGCUGGUCAACCAUCAUGACUAUGCUGAUUGGCUGAUGACAGUGAUAAGCAUGACCAAAUAAUGUUCUUUAUGUUGACCAUCAAAAAGAGCAAGACCACUGACCAUGCUAAAUGACCAGCAUUAAUAGUCAAAAGCAAUAUGCAGUUAAUUUUAACUAUGCUGAUUAAGAGCUGGUUGACCUUCUAGUUUACCAGUAUAGCAUUGUUUUUUGCUUUCAACCACAUUGUCCAUGAAAUACUAACUUAUUAAACCAUCGAAAAAAACAACUACCAGCAGAAGAUGGUCUUCAUUGAGCUGUAUUUACCACCAGUCUAUGUGAUCAAACAUGUUUUAAAAAGAAGUAUAGCAGAUUAUUAAACCCAUUUUAGCUUCUUACAAGGAGUUUUGUUUGACAAUUGGAUAUUUGGAUCUUUGUUGUGGUCUAUGAAUCACUAGCACUGCAUGCAAAUGAAGGAAAGGAGCUCUAGUGUUAGAUUUGGUAAAAAUGGUAGAACUUUGUUGCAUCGGCAAACCUGUGUUUUAAUCAAGUUUAAUCCUAAAAAUAUGUAUUUAUUUAUGUUUUUUUUUUAUUUAGCACUAUAUUUUUCAUUAUCAACACAGGAUUUAAAAACACAGAAUACAUUCACUGGUCAUUUUCCGCUAGAAUUACUACAUUUGUGUUGGAGAUGUUGUGACUCCUGGUUUUCUAUUAACACCACUGUAAGGAAAGACAAUCAUUGCAAAUGAAUGUGCUUACAUCUCAGCUAUUGAAUUGUGUGAAUUAAAACAAAAUACUGUAGAUAGCAACACUUUAAAAACGUAUCUAGCAUUUUUAUGUUUAUAAAAUAACAUUUUUAUAUGAUUAAUAAAAAAAAAAACAGUUGGCUUAAACCAGAAGUCAAAAGGCAGGUCCCAAAGCAUCUGACAAUUACUAUUCAUUAUAAGUGAAUCAGUACAGACAAUCCAAAUAAUGUCUAUGGUAACUGAGCAUAUCCUUAAAUAGAAAUUAUGUUGAAAACUCUACACUGACACUGGUGUGCCAAAAGUCAUGGGACAGAAACCAGUAUUCUGUCCCAUGACUUUUGCCAAACACUAUGAAAGCUAAUGAAUGCUACACUGACCUGAAUUAAUUAUGGAUGUGGUUUCUUACAGAGUCACUUGUCUGUUUGCAUUAAAAUUCAAGCCCAACACUGCCAGUCGCAAUCAUUACCACCCACUGCACUGUCAACUAUGAGUGGUAAGGCCUUCUAGGACGUAUUCCUGGUACACACUGAUGUGACACUGUGAAUCGAGGAAUGUUAAAAUUCUGCACAUGGAAUGAUCCAUCUAUGUGGCACCCACUAUCAGACCUCUCUCAAAUUCUGCUAAUUCAUAACGGCUUGCCAUGAGCACACUGUCCAAUGUUCAACCACACUUACAAGAUAACACCUCACAACUUAUGCAGGUGUGGGCGUUCCCAUGCCACCCCCUUUGGUAAAUGUUUUUAAUCAUUUUUUUCACACUGCUGUCCCAUGACUUUUGGCAUUUGAUUUUAUGUCUUUAAUAGCAAGCUAUAGGACCAAAGCAAACAUAUUUGUAAAUGUAGGGAAAUACAAGCUCUUAAUCAGUGCUCAUCUUUUGUAACAUUUUAUUAUAAAUAAUAAAAAAAUACUCUCUAGGAAAAUCAUGCCUAGAAUCUUUUGAUUUGAGAUGCAAAUUUCAGAAAAUCUGGGGAACUCCUCGGAAUAUUCUAAUAUGUACGAUAUGGAAAGUCCACUGUUAAUGCUCUUGAGACUGUCUAUACAUAUUCAUACUGGUAUUUUAGGGAUAUGUUGUACAUUUUUACAUAUAUAUGUGUGAUAAUAGAUCAAAUUAAACAUGGAAACCUCUGUCUAUCUGUAUCACUGAACUAAUACUGUAUAUGCAUCUAUGAAUCUUUGAUUAAUUAUUAUUUUAUCGUUCUCAGGUAACUUUUAUACAACACAUACCAUCCACUGUUACCAUGGUGAUAUGGAUAUUACUGUGCAUCCCUGUUUUUCAAGCAUCUUUCCGGAUCUUCGUAAUAAAUAA